This is a messenger RNA of Monascus purpureus, 2994 nucleotides long. NCBI's taxonomy places the organism in Eukaryota, Fungi, Ascomycota, Eurotiomycetes, Eurotiales, Aspergillaceae. The record is from the annotation of a GenBank genome assembly.
AUGGCGGACAAUACAAUGUAUCACGCCCUGGGCCAGGGAGUCGCACCCGGUGAAGACCCUUCGAACCAAAACAUAAUGGGUCAGCCUGCUCCUCAUACCUAUCCUCCUCCCCAAUCGGGAUCAGUCUACGGAACAACGCCAAAUCAAUGGCCUGGUUAUGGCCCUGCACAACAAGCAGAUUUCGCCCCCGGACCGGCCGCCGCUUAUCACGCAGGACCGCAGGGGGGACUGGGAGUUCCAGGUGGUAAUACCAUGGCGGGAUUGACGUCGCAGAUGGGAGGUUUGGGGUUAACAGCAGAUGGAAGUGCUGCUCGCACGCACAGGAAAAAACAGCAUCGACAUGCGUACCAUGAUAUUGGAACCGCCCCUUCUCCGCCCCUGCAACCAUCGGGUGAAGGUAUCAAUACAGGCGGUUUGCAGCCCCCAUCACAAUCCCUGAAUCCAGCAUCACAUCCUGGUUCGCGUGCAGUAAGCCCCUCUCCGGGCAUGAUCCCUCAACCGGGUGUGCCUGGAACAGGAGUCGGAGGCUCUCAUCAAGGAAGAGUUGAUCCGGAACAGAUUCCCAGCAUCCCAAGGUCUCGCGAUGCGCCGGCAGCGUAUUACUUUAGCCAUGUCUACCCGACGAUGGAACGUCACUUGCCGCCUCCGGCUGGGAUCCCCUUCGUGGCCUAUGACCAAGGCAAUUCGUCUCCCAAGUUCGCACGUCUCACUCUUAACAAUAUUCCGUCCACCGCCGAAUUCCUAUCCUCGACCGCCUUGCCCUUGGGGAUGAUCCUCCAACCCUUUGCACGUCUCGAUCCCGGUGAACAACCGGUACCCGUGCUCGAUUUUGGCGACGCAGGUCCUCCGAGAUGCCGCAGAUGCAGGACAUACAUAAAUCCUUUCAUGACGUUCAAAUCGGGGGGCAACAAGUUCAUCUGCAAUAUGUGCACGUUCCCCAACGAUGUACCUCCAGAGUACUUUGCGCCUCUUGAACCCUCGGGGACGCGGGUUGACCGAUUACAGCGGCCGGAGUUGAUGAUGGGAACCGUUGAAUUUCUAGUCCCUAAGGAAUACUGGAACAAAGAGCCUGUCGGUCUGCAAUGGCUGUUCUUGAUAGAUGUCAGCCAGGAAGCCGUGAAAAAGCGAUUCCUCCAGGGAGUAUGCAAGGGGAUUCUGAAAGCUCUGUACGGCAGCGAAGAUGAAACCGCGGAAACUGCAGAGGGAGAAGCACCGGCACGAAAAUUGCCGGAAGGGUCCAAAGUUGGCAUCGUGACCUUUGACAAGGAAGUGCACUUUUACAAUCUCAGCGCGCAACUCGACCAGGCACAGAUGAUGGUGAUGACCGAUUUGGAAGAGCCAUUUGUUCCUUUGAGUGAAGGUCUUUUCGUGGAUCCUUAUCAAUCGAAGUCCGUAAUCUCUUCCCUGCUAAGUGAUAUUCCCAAAAUGUUCUCUCAUAUCAAGAACCCCGAGCCAGCCCUGCUCCCUGCGCUUGACGCAGCAUUAUCGGCUCUGCAGGCGACUGGUGGCAAGGUGGUUUGUACUCUGGCAAGCCUGCCAACAUGGGGCCCUGGGAAAUUGUUCAUGAGGGAAGAUCCAAAGAUCCAUGGGACAGAUGCCGAGAGGAAGCUGUUCACAACCGAACAUCCAGUAUGGAAAAAGACAGCAAGCAAGUUCGCAGAUGCUGGUAUUGGUGUCGACAUGUUCUUGGCCGCACCUGGAGGUGCCUACAUAGACGUCGCAACCAUUGGUCACCUCUCUGAGGUCACCGGCGGGGAGACUUUCUUCUAUCCCAAUUUCCACUCACCACGUGAUCUCUUGAAGCUCUCGCAGGAGUUGGCGCACACAGUUAACAGGGAGACUGGCUACCAAGCAUUGAUGAAAGUCCGAUGCUCGAACGGUCUUCAAGUAGCUUCGUAUCAUGGAAACUUCCUGCAUCAUACGUUUGGUGCCGAUCUUGAGAUCGGCAGUAUUGAUGCGGACAAAGCGCUUGGGGUUCUUUUCAGUUACGACGGGAAGCUGGAUCCCAGACUCGACGCCCACUUCCAGGCCGCUUUGCUGUACACAUCGGCCGACGGUCAACGGCGGGUGAGAUGUAUCAACGUCGUGGCAGCGGUGAAUGAGGGCGGUAUGGAAACGAUGAAGUUCGUGGAUCAAGAUGCUGUCGUUGCCAUUAUUGCAAAGGAGGCUGCUUCCAAGACGUUGGAUAAAUCACUCAAGGACAUCCGUGCCAGCAUCACAGAGAAGACGGUUGACAUCUUCAGCGGAUACCGCAGGAUCUUUUCCGGGUCACACCCUCCUGGGCAGCUUGUGUUGCCAGAAAACCUGAAGGAGUUUUCCAUGUUCAUGCUGAGCUUGAUCAAGUCGAGAGCGUUCAAGGGUGGCCACGAAACAUCAGACCGGCGGAUUCAUGAUAUGCGCAUGCUCAAGUCCAUGGGGUGUACGGAACUGUCGAUGUAUCUCUACCCUCGAAUCAUCUCGAUUCACAACAUGCAGCCGGAGGACGCAUUCCCGAACGAACAAGGCCAACUGCAGGUCCCACCGUCGCUCCGAGCGAGCUUCUCACGCGUGGAGGAGGGCGGUGCUUACCUCGUUGACAACGGACAAAGCUGUCUCCUCUGGCUGCACUCGCACGUGUCGCCCAACCUCCUGGAGGAUCUGUUCGGACCGGGACACACAUCGCUGCAGGAACUUAACCCCAGCAUAUCGUCGCUGCCGGUGCUGGAGACGCAACUUAACGCGCAGGUGCGCAAUCUCUUGCAAUACUUGUCUACGAUCCACGGAUCCAAGGCAACCACGAUCCAACUGGCGCGGCAGGGGAUGGAUGGAGCGGAAUAUGAAUUUGCUCGGUUGCUGUUCGAAGACCGGAACAACGAGGCGCAGAGCUAUGUGGACUGGCUGGUGCAUAUUCACCGGCAAAUCAACCUGGAAUUGGCAGGGCACCGGAAGCGGGAGGACGCAGGGGGGGAGAGCACACUGGCGUCACUGACGGGGAUGAGGACGCAUUAUUGGUGA